Molecule: messenger RNA, 1452 nt
Organism: Microthlaspi erraticum
Lineage: Eukaryota; Viridiplantae; Streptophyta; Magnoliopsida; Brassicales; Brassicaceae
Source: the annotation of a GenBank genome assembly
AUGAUUUGGCCUGAAGAGAAUUACCCAGAGAGAGAGUCCAAUCGAGCUAGAAAGAGAAGACUCUUCCCAAAGAUUAUCCCCAAGACAGAUAACUCAGGAAAGUUUGUUGUGCCUUGUAUCAUCAAAGGUAACAUUCUUGAGCAAUCUUUGUGUGACACAGGAGCCAAUGUGAACAUCAUGUCUAAGAGGAUAGCUGACAAGAUAGGCCUCACCAAGAUAGAGCCAUCAUCCAUCUCCAUCAACUAUGCUGAUUCAUUCUCACAAACACCCUAUGGCUUUGUGCCUAAUGUGAUGGUGCAGAUUGGAAAUUGCUCUAUCCCUACUGAUUUCCAGAUUGUGGAAAUGAGAGAGAGUAGUCAUAGACCUCUCAUAUUUGGAACCCCUUUCCUGUCUACUGUGGGUGCCAUAUUUGAUUUCCCCAAUCAAAGAAUCUCUUUCAACAAGGUGAACAAGGGUAUGUUCUUCCCUAUGUGUUCAACAAAGAACUCUUUUGUUGACAUGGUCCAAGAGGAGAAAGCUACUUUGAAGCCACCCCAAGAAGGAGAAACUGAAGAAACAAUCAAGGAAGAUCCCAUUCCUAAGCCCAAGCAGCUUGCCAAACAAGCAAGGAGUAAGACUAAGGCCCCUACACCAAAACCGCCCAAGGGAUCAACCAAGAUUGAAGAUGAGGCCAAGCCAAGAAGAAGGUUAGAAAACCUAGGCAGUAGUGCCAAGGGACAUUCAUGGAGAGAUUGUCUAUCCAGCUGUGAAUCACCCACCAGAUACUCAUUGCAAGGAGAAAAGACUUGGAGGAUCAAAGAUGCCUCUUGUCUCCAUCUUCUCCUGAGCGCCAAGCCUUACAGUCAAGCUAAAGACUUAAAACAAGCGCUGCAUGGGAGGCAACCCAUGAGGAUAGAAGGAGAAAAAGGUGUGAAAACACAAUCCGCGCCAAACCAUUGGCCGCGGACGCGCAAAAGAGAUUUUGGCCGAGCAAUUCCAAUCUGGCCGACCGUCACGGUCGAGCCGGGAAGGAAUAACGUGCUCGGCCGGAUAUUUCUAUGCGCGACAGAAAACGUUCGACGCACACGCGACCGGGAAAGAACAGGCCGCGAUCGGCCGGAUUUUGUUUCGGAACGGACCGACCGUGCCGGUCGAUCCGGGAAACACGCUCGGCCUCGGCCGAAAUUCUCUCGCCAAAACCGAAUUUGGCCGACCAAAUCGCUCGACCGCGACAAAAUCAUGGCCAUCGGCCCAAAACUUUUCUCGGCCAAGGUACCAAUGGCAAAGACAAAAGGAAAUGAGAGUAUGAAGAAGAAGAAGAACCCAUUCAUGGAACCACCAAAGAAACAAAUCAAGCUAGGGAGUAGUAGCUCCAAUGCAAGAGCAGCAAUACCAACUUCACCACAUUCCAUUGAUGCAAUCAAGAACAUGUGGAGAGUCCAAGAAGAGGAGAAGAUGAUUGGGCACUUGUAA